This is a messenger RNA of Trichobilharzia szidati, 2142 nucleotides long. Lineage: Eukaryota; Metazoa; Platyhelminthes; Trematoda; Strigeidida; Schistosomatidae. The record is from the annotation of a GenBank genome assembly.
AUAAGUAACUGUACAUUCAAUGAUCGGUGGAAAUAGCAGCAACCAAUAUUCAAGAUUGACUGAAAUUAUCGUAUUGAAGGUUGCUUGUGUCUAACUGACAAGAUUAAAAGUAAAAAAACGCUCAGAUUGUUAUGCUGAAACCCUCAAUAAUUCUUACCGAAAAAUAAUCUUUUUGAAAGCAUAAUAUGCACACGACUUCCUUGACUCAACCCGCAUCACCACAGUCACGUCGUUCAAGCUCCGUCUCAACUAUUGGAUUAUAUAAUACUACAGUCAGUAAUACAAUCAAUAAUUUGAAUAAUAACAUUAGUAAUAUCAACAACAACAACCUAUUACAUCAUAAUUCCACUGUGGUGAAUCUUUAUACCCGACAGUACAUACAAAAGAAGAAAUCGCAUCGAUGGCGAUUGGUCAGAACUCCCAUCCCAUUAAAUCCUGUAUAUCGGAAAACAUUAUUUUUAGCUAUUAUUAUGCCAUGUAUUGGUGCCCUAUUGUUUGUUGGGGCUACAUUGACACCGGAAUGGGAGAAUGUACAUUUUAAAUUUAUUAAAAUAUUAGAAAUGUUUUCUAUUUAUCAGAAUUGUUCAAUUAUAACUGCUACUACUACUAACAAUAAUAGUAGUAGUAGUAUAAGUAGCAGUGGUUAUGAAAAAAAUGCAUCACUUUUCCUAAAUCCUCAGAAUGAUUUAAUGAUGUUAGAUGAUUCAAAUUAUUGGACAAGUCAGUCUCAAUAUCAACAGCAGCAACAGCAGCAUCUCCAUCAACAUCCGCAGCAUCCACAUCAGCACAACUACACACUGGAAUUCAUCAUAUUUCGUGAUGGUAAAAUAUUAAAUUGGCGGAAAUUAAAAAAUCACUAUAAGAAUUGUCUUACAGUGACGUAUAAAAUGAAUGAAAUUGUUGGGAUUGUUGUUCAUUCAGAUGUACAUAUUCCUUCAAUGGACACCAGUAGUACUAGCAGUAGUAUGAGUCAUAGUUUCAGUAGUAUUAGUAGUAGUGGUAGUAGCAAUAGUAACACACCGAAGCAUUUAUUACGUGAAACACCAGUCACACCAAGAUUAUUCAAUCGUAAUAAGUAUACAUUUACACGACAAGAAUGGAUUCAGUUAGUGGAACAAGGUGAUUUAUUAGACGGGAAUACUGAUGAGGACAUGAAUCGUAAUUUAUGGUUGAUAAUGAAUUUACAAGCUGGUAUAUGGACAAUGUGUUUCCGUUUAUCAGAUAUCUACAAACCAAAAAUUCUUGCCUAUAGUGCAAAUAUGCAUCCAGAAUCACACAUACCGCUUGAUUGUAUCUCAUAUUUACAAGCUAAUUUAUCAGAAACGAAAAAUUUAUGCAGUCAGUUUCUUUUAAAAAUGCAAAACAACAUUAUUUCAUGCGUUGUGGUAGUCUAUUUAUCAGUUGCAGCUUCUGUAUUGAUCGGGGCGUUUUCAACUUUAUUUCGCGCAGUACCUGCAGCUAUGGUAACAGGUGUAUUGUAUGUUACAUCUGGCGUUUUCAUCAUAUUCGCUAACUGUAUACAUCAUACAAAGUUGAAUCGUCUGGAAUAUGAAUGGGGACCAUGUUAUCCAAUAUCACAAAUACCAAGAACGUUAUACAUUCCAGAGAUAAUCAGUGUUCAUCCACUUUGGCCAGUAUUAGUUAGUUGGAUAUCAUCGUUUGUAUUUUUUGUCGCUUCAAUUAUCUGGAUUAUACUUACACAGUUAAUGACUUUUGAAAAUUCUAAAACGAUGAUUUAAACACUCUGAGGGAUUUUUUUUCUUUUCUUUUUCGAGACAGACAGAGAGAUUUCGGCUUAUUUUGAUGUCUGAAUAAAUAGCGAAUUCAAUUUCGCAUAUACACAUAUAUAUACACGCUGAAGCUGGAGUAUCGUCUGUACCGUAAAAAUUUGAACCAAGCAAUUGCUAGUUAUUUUCAAGGUCAUUUUUGUUUGUUUAAGUGAACGUUGAAAAUUGCGCGGCAAAUUGAUUCAUUACAAAAUAAUCCUUUUCUGUUGAAAUGUGAACUUCUGUUUAUUUGAUUUUUUGGUAAAUACGAAAAUUCGCAUUGUGUGAAAAUUUUCCCUAUUUUGAUUUAGCAGAGGCUGUUUCACUUAAACUUGGAGAUUUUUAUUCAAUCUGUUAAAAUUAUGUUUUUAUGUAC